AUGGCCCGCUCCGGGGCCCGCGCUCCGGGCCGCCGCCUCUCCUCGCCUCCGCUCCUCGGCGCUAUUGUGCGGGCCCGGCGAGCCCGGCCGCCCCGACGGGGGAGCCUGCCACCACUGCGCGGGAGACUCCGAGAGCCCCCGGCGCCCGAGAGCUCCGACCUCCUGGAAGUCCCUUUCCCCUCGGCGCUGCCGCCACCUCUUCCGUCUUCCUCACACAGCCAAAGCCGCCGCCAUCUUGGUUCGCCCUCAAUAACGGCGCGCGGGGCCACCCAGGCAGCAGCUGCAGGGGCGGCCCGUUGGCCCCACCAUUUAAAGAGACAGGAGCGAGGCCAGGAGCGUCGCUGCGGCGGAGGCCUCGGACGGAGGCGGGAGGCGGGCGCCGAAUCGCCGAGGUGGCGGGAACGCAAGGAGCGGAGGAGGCGGAUCGCUGGUCGCGACGCCGGUGACGGCCCGGGGCUCCCUCGCGCUCCCUGCACGCACCGCCGUGCGAGCGCGGGGCGGCGUGUGCGUCCGUCGCGCGCUGUGUUCGUCAUCACCCCGCUCGGGGAUUCGGAAGGGGCGUGGAGCUUGCGUCUGCAGCCGGCCGGCUCUCUGCCCGCCGUGCGCUGGGCGCCUCGGCAUCGGAGUCGGGCUGCUGCCCUCCCGUGCGCGUCACCGUCCAGCCGCCGCUGCCCCUGCCCUGCGGCCGCCGCGCCGCUACGGCCUGGGGCUGCCCCGCGGCGCGCCCGCCCCCGCGAGGGUCUUCUCCGGGCCGCCUUUGGGGCUCGCGGACCUCAGGCGCUUCUCCUUUGGGAAGAAAUGGAAAAGCUUACGGGAGAGGCCACAGAUACCAAAACAGUGCUAGCUGCACAAGUACCUGAUAAGUACAGACGGUCCCUGACUUAACGAUGGCUCGAUUUAUGAUUUUUCGACUUUACGAUGGUGUGAAAGUGAUACGAAUUCAGUAGAAAGUGUACUUCGAAUUUGGAAUCUUGAUCUUUUCCCGGGCUAGUGAUGUGUGACAUGCAAACUGAAAGUAAACCAAGAAUGCCUUCGUGAAAGAUGACGUGAGUGGAACCAUAUUAAAAUAGAGCCGGAGUAGCAAUUUCAGAGGAAUUGCCUAGCACGUCUUGUUUUCUUUAUCUUCCAAACCACCAACAUUCCAAGAAGUCAGUAAGGACAAGAAUAUCCUGUCUGUAAGGACUGAUGAAACUGGACUUUGCUGAUGACCGAAUCGCCAGCCAAUCAAUGAAGGACAAGGCAGCCUUUUGUCUGAUGACCGAAUCUCAAGCCAAUCCAUGAGGGACAAACCUAGCCUCACCUCCUCUAGCACCAGUGAACUCUUCUUCUUCUUCUUUCUUC
Molecule: messenger RNA, 1341 nt
Organism: Diceros bicornis minor
Lineage: Eukaryota; Metazoa; Chordata; Mammalia; Perissodactyla; Rhinocerotidae
Exons: 4
Coding region: 1-885 (294 amino acids)
Source: RefSeq, a predicted model, not a curated record